GGUACUCAUAGCCUAACUAUACGACUUAAUCAUUGAAAUGUUAAAGUGUCGCUUGUCUCAUAAUUUAGUGAAUUGCCGAAGUCAACAUGACAGAACGCACGGUACAUCACCAACGUCGACCACCUGACGUUGAAGAGGCGCUAUCAUCUAUGCUGUGGACACCGUAUGAGCGCACACCAACUGAUAGCUCCUCCGAAGAUGAUGAUGUUCGACUGAACUCAAAACUAAGUAAAUCCCAAAGUAAUUACGAUUAUCACAGCAUGUCUGCGCUCGUGCCACUCUCAAAUUCGUAUUUUGAUACGAACGAUUUAUUGUUGCAACCCGCAACAUCUGCUACUGCCCCUGCACUGUCGCCAAGUACAGCUGCACUACGACCUACACCCUUUGUGCCUUUUUCCAGUUUAAUUUUUGAUAAUCCUGCCAUCGGUAAUAGCUGUAAUAAUUCAUUAACCAACACAAUAACAACUUCAAAUCAUUUUCAAAAAAAUAAUUUAUCAGCGAGCAAUUAUCGAAUUUCUUAUCCUUAUUAUGGCCCGAUUCCCAGUUUAAACAAAUUUUGGUCGUCUGCAUCUACAAUUAAGGAACCACCCUCAUAUGAGUCUUUGUACUCAAGGAGUACAACGCACACUGCUGAUUCCUUGAAACCUGUUCUAAACAGUCUGAAAUCUACAGUUACUACAGUGUCAGAAAGUCAAAGACAACAACUCGUAUGUGAUAAAGCGGAACGCUCACAAAGUGAAAGGGUAGCUCCCUCACGUUUAGUUCACUCAUUUACGGAUAAUUUUAUAUCAGAGAACUCUGUUGCUCAAAGUCAAUUCUCCGAUCUGAGCUAUACUUCCACAAAUGUUGAUAUUCAGUCUAAUAAAUUUGCUGGUUUGGCGAACAGAAAUGCAAUCGCCACAGUUUUCUGUGAUGUUACCAAAGAACAGUCUAACAACCUCUCUGAGAAUCUAGCGGAAAAUAUGAAUGAAACGAAUAUCAGAUCACAACAAAACAAAGAAAACAAUAACUGCAUUAUGAAUGCAAUUUACUGCAGCAACAAUAACAAUACAAUCGGCAACAACAACAACAGCAACAGCAAUAGCAAUGACAAAAACAACCACCUAAUUCAACAUCAACAAAAACAUUUUGCAAACAAUCAACAAAAUGAGGAAGCACGAGAUACAAUAAACCAGGUCAAUCAACCUGUUUCCUCUACAGCUCCGCUCAUCGCACGCACAAAGAGUUCGCACAAAGAGCGAAAAAUACACUCAACAACGCAAACUACAAACUCGAGCUGCGCUCUUUUCACCAACGACAAUGCGACAAGCUACAGCGACAACCGACUCUUGUGUUUUCCCAGCGUGGAGGUUCAUGUCGACGGGCACAACUCAACAACGAUCAGUUUGUCGAGUUCAUUCAAUGGGAGUGUGUGUUCCACGUCGUCUUGCUCGAGCAGAGAAUCGUAUUCGAACUGUGAAAACUCAAACGUGUUUGGUUACAGUGCGCCAAUAGCCACAAACAGGUCUUUCGAUUCGGGCAUUGUGCUACAUCCAAACAAAUGUUUGGCUGAAUUAGAACGCUUAUACGCCGAGUUUCGCGCUAGUGAAAGUGUGAUAGAACGAAAAAUUAACGAAUUGAGUUUAAGUGAAGAAAAAGACAAGAUGCGCUUGAAUAUACCAGCAACGGUUGCUGUGGCUGAGGGCAAGCAGACAGCAACAACGAGUAGCGUCUUUCUGACAGACACCAAUAGUGUCACAACAAACAAUGGCAAUUGCAAUAGCAAUAGCAAUAGCUUGAGUGCCAACAACAACAACAACAACAACAACAACAACAACAGUUGCAGCAAUGUGGCCAUAACAACAACAAAUCCAUGCCAGCGACAAUCUAGCCUAACAAUACAAGUCAAUAAUAAUCUCAGCAGUAAUCACAAAACUGUGGAAAACUUGAGCGCAACAUCUGUGCAGGAUCGUAACUUCGAUCAUUUGAUUAAUCAAUCCAUUUUGAAUAAUAAUGGGAUUAGCGUUGUUAACUGCAAUUAUACACAAAAUACAAUUGCCAGUAAUAACAACAGUAACAACAACAACAACAACAAUAACAAUAAUAAUAACAAUUUCGAAAGUGUUGGCCAUAGCGGUGUGAAUGUCGGUAUCGGUGUCGGAAUCGGAAUCGGUCGCGGGAAUAGCGUUGCAAUCAUAUCAAAUCCAGCAACGAAUGUGAAUGUAAAUAGUUGUAGCAAUAGUGUUAGCAAUGAUGUUAGUAAUAGUAAUAGCAACAAUUGCAGUUCAGUGCCUAGCAAUGUGUUUUUGAGUAAUGUGCAAAGUGGAAGUGAUUAUCUCAAUAAUAAUAAUAAUAAUAAUAAUAAUAAUAAUAAUGUUAUUGUUAAUAAUAAUAUUAAUAAAAAUCAAAAUAAUAUAAAUAAAAAUGCUACCGUAGCAAAAGAUAGUGUUAAUAUUAUAAAUAUCAAUAAUCCAGUUGAAGCACAAACAGCAGUUGCAGCAGCAAUAGCUACUUCAGUUACUUCAAAUGCUUCAACUACUCAAUCGCCCACAAUAUCUACAAGGUUGCCAUCAACACCAUCUUCACCAUCGCGUACUUUCACUUCGACAGAGUGUCAAACGGAUGAUAUAUCCUCAGUGCAAUUACGUGCAACAGAACGUGCAACCACCCAGCCCACAACUACCAGUCGUGAGCAGCGUCGACGUGAACGUCGCGAACGACGCCAUCAGCAGCAACAGUUGCAACAAACAAAUGUUGCCAUGCCAAUUGUUCAUCGUCGCCAUAAUGAACGGCAUUCAAUGCCGGCUCCGCCAGUACCACACCUGCACCCGCCGCAUAUGCAUCAUGCUGUACCACCAACAGCUACUAUGCCAGCUGCAAUGACAGCAAUGUUGCGACCAAUGUUGCCUGACAUUUUGCAUAGUCACUUUCCGCCACCUUAUAGUGCAUUACCAUUGGGUGCAGGUGCUAGCGGAGGUCACAAUAAUGGACCAAAUCAAACUCCGCUACCGCAAUUGGUUGGUCCUCCACCACCACAACUAAUUGCUGGACCACCAAAUGCACCACCUGCUGGCACCACUAUUUUGACACCCGUGAUAUCAACUGUUCCUAUACCGGGCGCUACACCUAUUGUGGGCGAUGGACGAUUUACGCUACCAUUGCCGAUCAUUAGAAGAAGGGUAAAGCAGUAG
Teleopsis dalmanni is the source of this 3170-nucleotide messenger RNA. Its product is annotated as transcription factor stalky-like. Lineage: Eukaryota; Metazoa; Arthropoda; Insecta; Diptera; Diopsidae. Bases 87 to 3170 code for a protein of 1027 amino acids. The record is from RefSeq and is a predicted model, not a curated record. The transcript is spliced from 3 exons.